Molecule: messenger RNA, 4089 nt
Organism: Symbiodinium sp. CCMP2592
Lineage: Eukaryota; Dinophyceae; Suessiales; Symbiodiniaceae
Source: the annotation of a GenBank genome assembly
AUGGAUGGCCGCAUCUGUACUAGAGGAGUCAUCUUCCGAUCCACGCAUUCCGGAGUAGCACGGAGGGUGGUGCCACCACGACCACGAGGCGAAGCUCCGGAUGGUGGUUGGCGCAGACCGCGUCACCGAUUUACCAUCGAGGGAGUCGCAUCCAGAACUCAAGGAGCCGAGGCCUUUCCUGGCGCCAGGCGGCAAACGUGGUACAGACAGAUCUCUGACAGGCGGCAGCAGGGAAGCAACUCCGCGCUGCCUCAGCGUGCAAACAGCCUCGAUCCGAAUGAGCAUGCGAACCCGCCGUGCAGUCUGAGUAUCGUGCCUGGAGGCAGCUCCUUCCUGAAGGGAAGCUUCAGUGGCUCUGCACAGCAUGGAACUCGUCUGCCAUCAAAGGAGGAGCCACCAAGUCGGAACAGGAGCAUUGGUGGAUCGCAGAUGCGGUGGACUCGGCAGAGAUCGCCUGGUACAUCUGGUGAGCAAUGGACACACUGGAAUGGUCUUCUUCCCGACGUUCCGGGUAUCCCUACGACAAGCCAUGCGGCCCAGGAGAUGCCCGCACGAGAUGGCAGCACCAUUCAUAUUCCUCCAGAGCUUCUGUCAGGUGAGCAGGAUGCAGAAUCCAUGAUUUCCAGUGCCAGCUUCGUGGCAUUCGCCGAGGCACUGGUUGAGAACUGUGGCUCACUCGUGAGGGCCUUCAACUUCUUCGACUACAACCACACGGGCAAGGUCACCCGCACCCAGUGGGAUGCAGGAAUCUCCUCCUUGCACAUUGACCUUCAGGCUUUGUGUGGGGUGUCGACCAAGCAGGUCUAUAAGAUGAUGGACUGCAUUCGCGGACACGGCAAAGGCGAAGUCCAGCUUGAUAAGUGGAUCGCCUUCUUCGAACAGCAGCUGACGCCCCUGCACGCGCAUCUGCUCGACGAAGACCGCGGUGACAUGCGAAAUCGGCGCUGGAGCCAAUCCAGCCAAACAAGCCAGAGCAGCCGCGGACGUCGUCCCAGUUUCAGCAACCGAGCUAGCGAGGAGGUUCGAGCAGGACGCGCUUCCAGCAAAUCCGCAAGGAGUGCCAGCAAGCGCAGUGGCGCUGCAGCAGAAACCGCUCCGGUUGACUAUGCAGCAACAGAGGUUUCAUCCGGACAAGAUGUCGAAAGGAAGCCGGUAUCUGGUGCCUCAGGCACUGCGAAUCCCGCGAGCGAGAAUCAGCGAGACUGCGAAGAAGGAAGCGCUUCCAGCAAAUCUGCAAGAAGUGCCAGCAAGCGCAGUGGCGCUGCAGCAGAAACCGCUCCGGUUGACUCUGCAGCAACAGAGGUUUCAUCCGGACAAGAUGUCGAAAGGAAGCCGGUAUCUGGUGCCUCAGGCACUGCGAAUAACGCGAGCGAGAAUCAGCGAGACUGCGAAGAAGGAAGCGCUUCCAGCAAAUCUGCAAGAAGUGCCAGCAAGCGCAGUGGCGCUGCAGCAGAAACCGCUCCGGUUGACUAUGCAGCAACAGAGGUUUCAUCUGGACAAGAUGUCGAAAGGAAGCCGGUAUCUGGUGCCUCAGGCACUGCGAAUAACGCGAGCGAGAAUCAGCGAGACUGCGAAGAAGGAAGCGCUUCCAGCAAAUCCGCAAGGAGUGCCAGCAAGUGCAGUGGCGCUGUGCAGUUGCAGGUUCCAGAUUGCGAUUCGCCAGCAGAGGCUGAUGCCACUGAAUGCGCUGAUACCUUUUUGAGCCGGUCUUCCAACCAGGUCAUCGACACGGCAGAGACGGAGAUGGUCCCAGGAAGACCAGAGCCAGACGAGCCAUGCGAGUCAGCCAUGCUAGCAGUCAGGAAAGAAGGCGACGAUCCUGGAGCGAAGCACAGCGAGGUAGAGGAGGAGGAGGCGCUUCCCGUUGGGGUCGUCGUUCAACCCCCUUUGCAGGAGACUGAUGCGACGGGUGUCUCGCAAGAGCUUCUGAAAGCCUUGGCAGCACCAACAUCCGAGCUUGACCUUUACGAGCUAAGCAGCGCAGACAUGGAAGCAGUGCUCCAACAAGAUGAGCUCAAUCAGGACUUAAAGAGACUGAACCUGGCUGGUAUUGAAGCGCUUGCCUACGUUUUGAUGCUCAAGCACGGAUCGCUGAAGCGUGCAUUCAACUGGUUUGACACCCACCGGAAGGGCAAGUUUAGCCAUGUGGUGUGGUCCACAGGCAUGGUUCUCCUCAGGAUAGAUCUGGAGACCCUCACAGGCAUGAAGCCUGCACAGGUUUUCCACCUCAUGGACGGGAAUCCAGUAAACGGUUUUGUCUCGAGGAAGGAGUGGAACCAUUUCUUCGAAGCUCUUGAAGAGGGUCGGCUCUUGGAGUUGCUCGAAAGAGUUGCCAAAGAGCAGGGUACUAUUACGCAGCGGGUGAAGAGCCGCACCGAGAAGCUGGAAGCAGAACGGCCGAUCCGCCAAGCGAAGCCUUCCGAGCAGCCGGGGCCGAACGAGCGCAGACGCUCGAGGCGACUUUCUGUUCCUGUGGUUACUCAGCUCGUACACAGCACGGAAAGAUCUGCUGAUGAUGAUGCCAGCUGCAAGGAAGAGGAGGACCGUUUCCGCAAGAGAGCACAGCGUGCUCUGGGUACCUUAGCCGUCGGAGAUGCCUUGACUUAUGCCAAUGACACCUUCACCAAGUGGCAGACCGACGACCACAAAGAAAGUGUCUUGUCUCGUGGAGCAGGGCAAUCGUUGCUGUCGGAGCACCUCCUCCCUGAAGAGAAAUGUGAUAUAAUCGAGGAGAUCGCCGAUGAGAUGGGGUUGUGGGUCCCGUCGUAUGAGAGCGACGCGGCGUCCAAGUCGAAGGCUGAUCUGGGACGCUCCGGCACGGUGGCGCUAAACCCUGGAGCCCGAGGAGACACUGCGGCCAUAGUCGUGUGCCACCUGCGCAAUUUCGCCGACGAAGCCGGCGACAAGCUCAAGAAGGUCAAGGGAACUCACGGCCGCCUGGAGUUUCCGCAGUCUCUAAAGCGGACGCAACGCUUCGUCGUUCAUGCGCUUGCUGCAGAGCUGGAUCUCAUAACUCUGUCAGAGGGCUUUGGUCGCGAGCGACGAAUCGUUGCUUACGACCUGGGAGACUUUGCACAGAACCUCCGCAGGAUAUUUCUGGACAUUGGGCCAGGGGAGUCCAAGGCCUUGUCGGAGAAUCUCUCUGCUGCGCAGCGACAGCUGGUGCACACCAUGGCCCUGGAGAUGGGUCUUUCGGUCAGUGGAAACGGCAAUUCGGGAUUGCAGGUUUGCAAUCUGCAGCAGUUCAAGGCGGAGGUGCAGGAUCAGCUCGCGCGCCUCGCGGGCGGAGAGGUGAUCGACUUCGGCACGACUCUGUCUGAGCAGGAGAGGCAGGUCGUUCACGAGACCUCGGCAGCUCUUGGAUUAACGACGGAAACGCAAGGCCGAGCGCGACUGCUGAAGGUGGCAAAUCUGCGGGAGUUCCUCGCGGCUGCGCAAGCCAAAAUGCAGGCUCUCAAGGACCCGAAGGAGAGACUUACUCUCGGACCACCGCUUACACCCAUGCAGCUUUCGGCGUUGGAGGACAUGGCUUCCGAAGCGGGCUUGCACUUCGCAAGGAGAACAUCUGAUGGGGUGACGCUGGUCGUGUCGAAGUCGGAGAUCCCACCGCCUGGAGACGUGGAUGUCACGGAUCCAGCUGCGGAUGCGAGGUCCGUGACCGCUGCGCCGACUCGGCCUCCCGGCGUGCACAAGGUGCAUGAGAAAAGACAUGCCGCUGACGAUUGCAUUGACCCAGCACCGCCAGAGAGAGACUCUCAGGUGUCGCUGAUAACAGAGGUCUUCGAGGUGUACUCUACCGGCCAUCAUCGCGGACAGCGAACCUUCCUGCGCUUCUCAGACUUGCGAGAAUUUGCAGAGGACUUGAGGGAGGUCCUGCCUGAGGUGCGCAAGAACUUUCACAAGUUCACAGGCGAGCUUGAGAACAUCUACGAUGACACCCAGCAGCUGCAGUGUGACAUGGGCGACCACUCCUCUAAAGGACUCACGCUGCGCUUCUUUCAGGUCUUCGUUCAGAAGGUGAUUCGAAGGCUAGGCCCGAGCAUCGUUGGCGCCCUCGGUGCGUUGGUCGACGGGCGCGACCGCUUUUAG